Caenorhabditis sp. 36 PRJEB53466 is the source of this 619-nucleotide messenger RNA. The record is from the annotation of a GenBank genome assembly. Lineage: Eukaryota; Metazoa; Nematoda; Chromadorea; Rhabditida; Rhabditidae.
AUGUCUGAAAUGACUCAUGAUCCGAAAGAUCUGACUCAAACCUAUUCAAAAGAAGAUCAAGAUCGACUUCUCACAAUUGUUGAUCAUCGCAUCACCACGUUUGUUAACGAUAUCAGGAGAUGGGUAUGAAUACAACGUUUUUUUCAAGUUACUACCAGUUUUUUUCAGUUGAACUACUAUAACGGAUUCAGCAAAGAGUUUUUUGAAGCACCACUAAAAAUUGCACAUAACAUGGUCAAUAACGCAAUCACUAUGAAAGAGAUUUUGAGAACGGAUGUGCAUCUGACAUUAUAAAGAAUUAAAAGAAAAUAAAAAGUUCAGGUUGUCUCAGUUGUCCGACUCCAAAAACUCGCGUUGAACUUUGAGAUCUAUUACCACGACAAGUACAUGCCGCUGGUAAGCUACCUCUCCGAUAAUUCCAAGAAUCACUGAAUUCCAGAAGUACUCUGCAAUCAACAUUCUGCAGCACGGCGGAUGGACAAACUACAACUUGAAAAAGCUGGACAGAGUGUGGCGGAACAUUGUGAACGACCGAGAUAUCGAAGAGCGAGUUGUGCUUCCGCCGAGACCUCGCGCUGAUCUCCGCGCUUUCAUUGGCAUUUUCAACGGCCUGGGGUGA